Manihot esculenta (cassava) is the source of this 1811-nucleotide messenger RNA. Its product is annotated as berberine bridge enzyme-like 17. NCBI's taxonomy places the organism in Eukaryota, Viridiplantae, Streptophyta, Magnoliopsida, Malpighiales, Euphorbiaceae. The record is from RefSeq and is a predicted model, not a curated record. The coding region runs from base 72 to 1655 and encodes 527 amino acids. Gene Ontology annotation, molecular function: FAD binding; oxidoreductase activity. The transcript has a single exon.
UUUCCUCCUUCUCUAUAAAUAUUUCCAUAAGAACAAAUACUUCUCAUCUGAAAAAUACUUAAUAUAGAAAUAUGAAGGUUUCAAUUUCUAUAACACAGAUAGUGCUCUCUGUACUUCUGCUGCUAUGUUCAGCACCAACCUCUUACCCACUAGUUCUUGAAAACUUCUUGAAGUGUCUUCCAAAUCAUGUUCAUGCAUCCAAUCCAAUCUUUGGAGCCAUCUACACGCCAUCCAAUUCCUCCUUCCAAUCUGUUUUAGUAGCUUACAUCAAGAAUCGCAGAUUUUUAACCUCUGAUACCCCCAAACCACUGGCCAUAAUCGCUGCCUUGCAUGAAUCCCAUGUCCAGGCAACUGUUAUUUGUGCCAAGUUUCAUAGCUUGCAGAUCAGGAUCAGGAGCGGUGGCCAUGAUUUCGAGGGUCUUUCUUAUAUAUCCGACGUCCCAUUUGUGAUUCUUGACCUCUUCAAUCUCCGGUCUAUUGACAUAGAUAUUGAUGCUGAGACUGCAUGGGUUCAAUCUGGAGCAAUUCUCGGAGAACUAUACUAUGCCAUUGCGAAGAAAAGCAAAGUUCAUGGUUUUCCAGCCGGAGUUUGCCCGUCGGUUGGUGUUGGCGGUCACUUUAGUGGAGGAGGGUACGGGAACAUGAUAAGGAAAUAUGGGCUUUCAGUAGAUAAUGUCAUUGAUGCAAAGCUAGUUGAUUUCAACGGUAAAAUCCUGAACAGAAAAUCCAUGGGGGAGGAUUUGUUCUGGGCAAUUAGAGGAGGUGGUGGAGCAAGCUUCGGAGUCAUCCUCUCAUGGAAGAUCAAACUAGUUCGAGUCCCUGAAAAGGUGACCGUUUUCCUGGUGGACAGGACCUUGGCAGAAGGAGCAACUGAGAUUGUUUAUCAAUGGCAAGUCACAAAUAAAUUAGAUAAAGAACUUUUCAUCAGAGCACAACCAGAAGUACAUCGAAAUGUUAAAGAUGAGAAGACAGUAAGAGUCACAUUCAUAGGCCUCUUCUUGGGAAACACUGAGAAGCUUCUUAGCUUGCUGAAGAAGAGCAUCCCUAAACUGGGUUUGAAGCAAGAAGAUUGCAAAGAAGUGAGUUGGUUAGAAUCUGCGAUUUUUUGGAAUAUUCCACUUGGAACACCUCCUUCACCUUUGCUCAACAGGAGUAUCCAACCAGAUUUGUUCUUCAAAAGCAAAUCAGAUUACGUGAAAAAGAUGUUCUCCAAGCAGGAUUUGGAGAACAUUUGGAAGCAGUUCCUGAAAACAGAAGGAAUGAUAAUGCAAUGGAACCCUUAUGGAGGAAGAAUGAAAGAGAUUUCAGCUUCAGAAACUCCAUUUCCUCACAGAGCAGGAUAUCUAAUCAAGAUUCAUUAUUUUACUCUCUGGUUUACAGAAGGAACAGAAGCGAAAGAUCGUCAUAUAAGAUUGGCAAGAGAAAUGUAUGAUUCAAUGGCUCCGUAUGUGAGCAAAAACCCAAGAGAAGCAUUUCUCAACUAUAGAGAUCUUGAUAUUGGAAGAAAUCCAAGCAAUGAGACCAACUUCCAGGAAGCUCAAGUCUACGGCAGCAAAUAUUUCAAGGGUAAUUUUAUAAGAUUGGCAGCUGUGAAGAAAAGGUUCGAUCCUGAAAAUUUCUUCAAGAAUGAACAGAGUAUUCCUCCCCUUAACUAACAAAAUUUCCAUGGCGGCUUUGUAUGUUUGUUUACAAUAAUUAAGGACCUGCCUGUUUGUAGUGUUUGUAUUAUACCAUAUAACCAGCCUCUGCUUACGUUUUAGAGAGUAGAAAUUAUCAAACACUAAUAAUAUAUGUGUUUGGUUUAUUUUAUA